Messenger RNA from Blastocystis hominis, 801 nucleotides. RefSeq lists its product as hypothetical. The record is from RefSeq and is a predicted model, not a curated record. Gene Ontology annotation, molecular function: pyrimidine nucleotide-sugar transmembrane transporter activity. Bases 1 to 801 code for a protein of 266 amino acids. The transcript has 5 exons. Gene Ontology annotation, cellular component: Golgi membrane. NCBI's taxonomy places the organism in Eukaryota, Bigyra, Opalinata, Blastocystidae. Gene Ontology annotation, biological process: pyrimidine nucleotide-sugar transmembrane transport.
AUGAAGAAUGGGUCAAAAUACGAAUUUUCUGUAUUUAUGUCUUCGCUCCUAACGGAAAGUGGAAAACUCUUCAUAUCUUAUACCCUACUAAAGUGGCAACUUGCACAUAAAAAGGCAAUUCGCUAUAAUUACUCUUUAAAAGAUAUUCUUCUCUGGAUUGUUCCCUCGAGUCUUUAUGUCAUCGCUAAUAAUCUCUACUUUGUCGUUAUCAGCAUUUCAGACUCGCCGAUAACGCAGCAAGUGUUUGGUUCCUUAGAGAUUGUCAUAGUGGGCUUGGCCAACGUUUUUAUUCUCAACAAAAAACUUUCGGGCGUGCAAUGGGCCGCUCUGUUCCUCCUGACAUCGAGCGUCGCUUCCAUCCAAAUCGCCAAAUCGCAAACGCGCGAGCUCGAACUCCCGUUUCUCCCCAUCGUUCUGACCAUUUGCUCUUCGGGCCUCGCCGGUUUGGCGGGCGUUGUGAUCGAGAAACUGAUGAAGGGCAAGUCGAAGAUCUCGAUCUUCCAGCAGAACUUGUGGCUAAACUUCUGGAGCGUUUGUCUGAACUUUGUGUGCUUGCUGGUGGAGAACGGCGCCUCCUUCCCGCAGCAGAUGACGCUGAGCCGGUUCAACUCGUUUGCGUUGCUCACUGUAGCGAACACCAUUGUGAUGGGGUUGGUCACCGUGGGGAUUCUGAAGGUGCUUUCGAGCGUGGUGAAGUCGUUCACUUCUUCCGCCUCCCUGGUGCUGACGUCCAUUCUCUCGUCGGUUCUCUUCGACGUUCAGUUGAAAUAUCCUGAAACGAGUGAUGAGAAUGGGGCUUAA